Messenger RNA from Saitoella complicata NRRL Y-17804, 1625 nucleotides. RefSeq names its product Formyltransferase. The transcript is spliced from 2 exons. Lineage: Eukaryota; Fungi; Ascomycota; Saitoellomycetes; Saitoellales; Saitoellaceae. Gene Ontology annotation, molecular function: methionyl-tRNA formyltransferase activity. Gene Ontology annotation, biological process: conversion of methionyl-tRNA to N-formyl-methionyl-tRNA; biosynthetic process. The record is from RefSeq and is a predicted model, not a curated record. The coding region runs from base 151 to 1581 and encodes 476 amino acids. Gene Ontology annotation, cellular component: mitochondrion.
GCGCCUUCCUAAGGCACCGACAGCUGAGAUGCCCGAGACACAGCCGGAGGAGGUUGAAGAAGAACCAGCACAAGCGAUACCACGGAAAGAAAGAAGCCGGUCUGCGGAAGCUAUUCUUGCUUGACGAAUGAUGUCGGAUGAUGACUGGCAAUGGAGAACGAAGACUGUGGACGGAUACUGCCAAGACAGACUAGCCAGUCAAAUGGGUUUGUUUUCAAGAUGAUACCAACGGAUUCCUUCAAUAGAUACGUAACUGUAAGGCUUUCCGACUGCUCGUAUGUGGAAUUACCCAAAUGGGUUUGUGCGCCUCCUGCGUUCUGCAUGGCGGGGACGAACCCGAAGUUGAAUUCGUCGCGACCGGAAGAUUCCAAGUUGCAAUUCACAAGGAAAGUGAAGGAGAAUCCGUCAAGAGUGAUGAGACUCUACACGCCUCUCCAGCUGCACCGGUACUGCCAUGUCCCCAAAUUGCCUGUGAAGCUGCUUGGUAGAUCAAACAGCUCCUCACCAUUCCUCUCACGACCGUCGCCAUCUCGACCGCCCUUGAACAUCCUAUACUUCGGCUCAGACCACUUCUCAGGACAAGUCUUCAAGAAGUUACAUGAUCUUCAUAAAUCAGACCCACAGCUCAUCCAGAAUCUGGAGGUUGUGACUCGUUGUGAUAUGCCCAAAGGGCACAGACUGCGGCUUGCACCGUGUCCCAUGAAAGUAGAGGCCCAACAGCUAGGGGUCAAGAUUCAUGAAAUACCAAAGAGGGAGGACGGGGACAUAAAAGCCUGGGCCAAAGAGCCGAUGCCACUCACACCGGACGCACAAUCAUUUAACCUCGCGAUCGCCGUUUCGUUCGGCCUUUUGAUUCCGAAUGAAGUCCUCGCUCAACUACGGUGGGGAGGAACCAACAUUCACCCGUCGUUGCUACCGAUGUAUCGCGGGCCGGCACCAAUUCACCAUGCUUUGAUGAAUGGGGAUGUGUAUACCGGCGUGACCAUACAAACACUGGAUCCGAAGGAGUUUGAUAAUGGCAGGAUUCUAGAGCAGGAGCGUGUUGAUAUCCCACAGGACGCAACCCUUGAGAACCUAAAGAACAUGUUGGCUGAGAAGAGUGGUAACAUGCUUGUUGAUUUUGUGCGAAAGCGGUGGGGAAGCGAAAUGGUGGAUGGAAACCCCCUCGCAUCGCUUACGAGCGUAACGAGCUACCCAAAGAUAUAUGCACCGAAGGUUGCGAAAGACGCUCUGCGCGUAAACUGGAAAGAAUGGAGUGGUCGGAAGGUCAUGCAAUGGAACAAGGCCUUUACCGGGCAGCUUUGGACUACCCUCCACGUUAAUGACCAAUACAAGCGCGUAUUGCUGACUUUUAGUCAAAGCGGACAUUCGUUCAAGGAUGAAGAUCUCCCAGAAGAGCUGAAACAAGCUGAACCUGGCACUCUCAUCGUGGUUGGACCAUCUGGUGGGGAAAGGUUUGCUGCGGUAGUAUGUGCUGAUGACUCCAUUGCGACUUUAACAAGCGUCAAAGUGGAAGGCAAGCGCAAUGUGGACGCAGUCGCCUGGUAUGAUAAAGUAGAUGGGAAGGUGGUGUUCGAGUAAGCGGAGGUUUAGGGAAUGAUACCCGGGUCCGGGAUUAAAUGUCU